UAAAGGAGAAUCUAAAUUCCCUUAACAUUUGAUUGCCGGUCGUAAUUUACAACCAAAUAUAAAUUUUUUUAAAUAUUCUUGAGAAUCUUAAAACAUUUCCGGGAAGAAACCCACUUUACAGUUUUCUUUUCACCCGAGUCGAACGGUAUUCACACUUUGGUCUGUGAGUUUGUGCAGUCAAAGUGUUUGAUAGUGGUCUUUGGACUAAAAUUAGUGCACACCCAUUAUAUAUAUAUAUAUAUAUAUAUAUCAUCGUAAUCGUAUCUGCAACUGAUCAAUCUCCAUCAUGCUUGUUUGUUUCUCAGCAUUUAUAACAAUCAUUGUGUACUCCAUACUUUCCUUUCUCUACUCUGUAACUGUAAUGUCCUCCAAACCUGAAUCUUUCUUUCCUUCAGUUAAACCUUCAUUGUUGUACCCAGAAAAAACCAUAAUUCAAUGCUCAAAACCCAUUUACCAUCAUCACCACUGCCUUGCAUGGAAGUUUUCGUACAAUUCCAGCACACCCAGUUUCAAAAAACCCAAAAAGGUAAAUAGGGGGAGAGGGGUUAGUGGGGUUUGAACCCCAAUGCUCAGGCACCAAAGAGUUUCUGCAACUGGGGUAUCCGUCAAACCCUCCCACACAGGUGUAUGCCGGGGAGGCAACAUUUUGAUGCUUAAAGGCCUUGAUCUCAACUAUGUGAGGAGGGUUCAUAUGUUGGCAGCAGGAUUUACAGUUGUGGACACAACGACCUAUAGGUUUUGUGUCAGUCUACUUAACCAUUUCGACAUCCUGAUGCUUGUCAUGCAUGUUUGAUGACUGAGGAACUUGAACUCAGAGACUUUUUUGCAUGAUGCGGUUUUGAUGGAUUUGAUUGUUCGAUAUGACAAAUUGGAGUACCAGGUUUUUCUUGAGAAGAAAGAGGUUAAAAAGGAAAUUUAAAAUGUUUGAAACUGGCAGUAAGCCUAUCCGAAAGAGGAGUGAUGCUUGGUAUGAAGUAGAAUCUGCAGAAGACAUCCUUGCUGAUAUUCUCUCAAGGGUUCCCAUUAAGUCCCUUCUAGCUUUCAAGUCUGUUUCUAAACAAUGGUGUAGAUUGAUACAGAGUUCAACCUUCAUCAAAUUGCAGUUACGCUGGUCCCUGGAAAGACCCAAUUAUUUAAUUUAUCCCUAUAUGGAUGGGUUAGUGAAUUUGUACAAGAUGAAGGGCAAAGGGGAAAUCAUUGAAAAGAUUAGUCUUUUUGGUUGUGAAGAUAUUUAUUCUCUCAGUCUGCUUUGUUCUUGUAAUGGUCUACUGUGUUUCAUCAACUACCCAUUCGUUCCAGACUCAAACAGGGAAUUAGUAUAUUUGAUAGACUUUGAUAUCCGUAUCUGCAAUCCCGCUACUCGUGAAGUCUAUUUACUUCCCAAGGGUAGUCCUUCUGAGAAGAAAAUAUCUAUUGGAGUUGCUUUUGGCCCCAAACCUUGGGAGUACAAAGUUUUUCGGUUUUUCCAUCCCAAGUAUGAUUCCGAUGAUAUCAAGUGUGAGGUAUAUUCAUCCAUUACUGGAUCCUGGAGAGGCAUAGGUGAUGUCCAGUACUGUCCCAUUGGUAUCCUGUACUGCCCCUUGGGUUCAAAUCAUGUAUAUGUUAAUGGAAAAAUAUACUGGUUUCUUCCUGAAGAAGGAGAUAUUAUAACCCCUGGCUCCAUUCUUUCAGUUGAUAUUGAGGAAAAUUUUAAAGUUAUCAGUCUUCCGGAUGAAGUCACUGCACAUGCAUUCUUGGUUGAUUUGGAAGGUUUCUUAUCACUAGUUGCUGUAUAUGAUGAUGAUCAAGUUGUAGAUGUAUGGAUUCUACAUGAUUCGAAUGAGUCUAAUUGGGAAAAGAAAUGUAGUGAUUAUGUUCCUUUCUCAUGUGUAGACUCUAUUAAUUUUGUAGCUGCACGGAAGACUGAAAUUUUUUUCAUCACUUCAGACCAGUAUCUGAUCUAUAAUUUGGACGAUGGCACCUGGACAGAACUUGAUUUUGAAGAUGAUUUUGAAAGUAAUCUUCCUGUUGUGCUUCCUUAUACAGAAAGCCUCCUCCCAUGUAAUGGAAUCCUGGGUUCUGAAAGAGAGCAUAACAAUUAAAAAGGAAAUUGGUUUCCAUUCUUGAGGUUUUGUUAGAAGCAUGACAAGGUUUGCAGUGGGCAACAUUAUGAUUCCCUAGAUCAUGAUUCUCAGUGAAAUCUCUCUCUCUCUCACUCUUGCUCUCUUCUUUUACUUCUUUACCUCUUCCUUUUAGAACAUAUGAACUGAUAGUUGUCUGGGUAUGCUUUUAUUGCAUUCUGUGAAAUCUGGAGAAGUUUUACUAUUGGCUUCUUCCAUGUGUUUGUUCCUUUCAUGUAGCGUUUUGCUUAAAUGAACAUGCCUCUUUUCUGGGGCACGUGAAAACACUGAUAAUCUAUUUUAGUUUGAAAGACUAAGAAGGAUAUUCUUAUGGAUUUUUGGAAUGAACUCCUUGAAGGUGGCUUGGGUUUUCUUUA
Molecule: messenger RNA, 2476 nt
Organism: Quercus robur (English oak)
Lineage: Eukaryota; Viridiplantae; Streptophyta; Magnoliopsida; Fagales; Fagaceae
Product: putative F-box protein At5g52610
Exons: 6
Coding region: 861-2081 (406 amino acids)
Molecular function (GO): protein binding
Source: RefSeq, a predicted model, not a curated record